Messenger RNA from Stegodyphus dumicola, 2032 nucleotides. RefSeq lists its product as uncharacterized. The record is from RefSeq and is a predicted model, not a curated record. Lineage: Eukaryota; Metazoa; Arthropoda; Arachnida; Araneae; Eresidae.
GCUACAAGUUGUCAGAGAGAAAUAUUGGUAUCGACCAACAGCAAACAGAAUGCGUUUUCUACUAAAAUUUGGGCUGGUAGUCGUCAUUGCAGCUGCGGUUUUAGGUAUUGCGAGCUGUGCCUCUAAAAAGCAUUCAAAACGCGGACAUAAGCUAGAUGACGAGCUGCUGUACAAUGAGUUACUAGAAGCCGAGUUCGAAGAUGAUCAUAAAACCUAUGCAGAUGCUUUUGAAUCUUCCGGCGCUGAGACGAAUCCAGAAGAAGUAGAGGAAAAAGGAUGUAGUAAAGCUGCCAGAAAAAAGACAGACCAAUAUAUAGACAAAGUAUUAGAUGAAGUUCGCCCAAAACUUCCGGAGCCAGCUUUCCUGCCAGAAAGAGUAGGUAGAUUCCGGCUUUUCAACGGUACACUGGUAAACCUCGCAUCCAUCAAAAGGAGCGGUCCGGCACUUGUGCGUUGCUCUGACUCCACAUUCAGCUUCCUUGUUCCUGUGGGGCUAAGGAACCUAACCGGACGUUACUAUUGGGAAACCGAUGCUGGUGUUCCAGUGUUCCGAGGAUUCAUUGAUAUGUUCAUUAGGAGGUUGGAUGCCGAUGUCUUUUACACCAGGCAAAGACACGAUGUCCUUGACGAGUCUGCACCCAAAGCCACUGUCGAGAAAUUUACAAUCACCAGACUGGAUGGAGUGCAAGUUAAGUUUGAUGGUCUGGGUCCUCUGAAUGCAAUCGCUUCUCGGUUCACCAAUUUAGUUGUCCGAUUCUUUAAUCGAGGAGUUUCCCGAGCCUUGGAAGGCCCUGUCAAGAACGCUAUCAACAAGGAAUUGGAGAAUGUAUCGAAAUAUGAAUAUUAUUAUUUUUAAAGUAAGCAACAAAUGUAUUUUCAUAUUCAGCCUUUCCAUAGUAAUGCGUUUUAUUACUGAUAGAAGAAAAUCCCAGUUUAAUUAGUAGUUUUAGUGGUUCCAUUUAACGGUCCUAUAGCACUUAAAAGCUACCCUCUUACCCAGUUUUAAAAAGAACAAAGUUUCUGGACUGGGUUCUACGUAAAUUAUCGGAUAUGAAUGUGAAAAUUCGCCCUUGGACUCAUCUCUCUGGAUAGGCAAAAAGCCUAUUUUUUAUCCGAAUAAUAACCAGUAACGAAAAAUAAAUCCCUUAUAAGAAUAUAAAAGGUAGAAUAAAAUGAGUUGGUAAACCCAAUACACCACGUGUAACACCACAUGUAAUAAUACACCACGUGUGUAUAAAUAAGGCUUUCAUCUAAAGAAGAUAAAGCUAUCUUUGGUGGAACUAGGAAAGAUUUUUGUUAGCAUAAGCUACUUCCUGCAAAUAAAACCAUCCAUAAAAAGCUAUGAAAAAAGACAGAGAGAUGAGAAAGGCUAAUCAACACCCACUUUGAAAAAAAAAAAAAAAAAAAAAAAAAAAAAAUAAUAUACCUGAUCCAACUUAUUCUUCUGAUUUGGUAUCGUGACAUUAUUAUUCUCAAUAGAAAAUUUUUGAAUUUGAAUUAUAAUGUCCGGAAAGAGAGUUCGAUUCAUUUGCUAAAUCAAUAUACAAGAAUUUAUUUGUCGCCAUAGUAUAAAAAAAAAAAAAAAAAAAAAAAAAAAAAAAAAAAAAAAAAAUUAAUUAACGGGCAAGUGCGUUGUGAAUAAGACUGGUAGAUGUCUGUAUAAAAUUGAAUUUUUUAAUUUUAAAAUUUAUUCUUAAAAAACGCAAUACUAAUGGAUGAGCUAUAUAUGUCAUUUCUAUGAAGAAUGUAUUACACAGAUUCUCCAAAAUCCUUAUUACUCAAAAGGUAAAUACAGCAGACAGGUUUUUAAAAUUUGAAAAUUUUAAAUCAGAAAUUAGCAAUUUUCUUAAUAAGUUAUUUUUAGACAAAAAAGAAGACAGUUUCAAUGGAUGGCACAAUCAGCUUUGUUUAGCUUAUUAUAAGCAAACUUAAGAUGAAUUUAAGCUCUUUUUUUUUUAGAGUAAUUAAUCACUGAUUUAUUAUGUAUUAUCAGUAUCAACUAAAUUUCAAUAAAGUUUUUUUAAAAAAAUUA